This is a messenger RNA of Acipenser ruthenus (sterlet), 5722 nucleotides long. Its product is annotated as integrin alpha-5. Gene Ontology annotation, cellular component: external side of plasma membrane; integrin complex. The coding region runs from base 121 to 3378 and encodes 1085 amino acids. The transcript has 30 exons. Gene Ontology annotation, biological process: integrin-mediated signaling pathway; cell-cell adhesion; cell adhesion mediated by integrin. Lineage: Eukaryota; Metazoa; Chordata; Actinopteri; Acipenseriformes; Acipenseridae. The record is from RefSeq and is a predicted model, not a curated record. Gene Ontology annotation, molecular function: integrin binding.
CGGGACGAGAGUUUGCGAGUUAGUCAGUCAGUGCUUGACUGGGGGAGACAUGAAACAAUUUUAGUGAGAGAGGAACUUCGCAAAACUUAUUGUGCGCCUCUUUCUGUGGUGUAUAAAUAUAUGUUCAACAUCUUAUCAAUGGCUAGUUCUGGAUUAUUAAACAGAGCGACGGGGGAACGCGCAGACAGCCCGCAACUUUGUAAAAAGUUGAUUUUCUUCAUAAACUCUUCUCUUCCCAGCAUGUUGUUAUUACCGUGCUCCCUGGCUGCCCUGUUGCUGGUCUUAGCACCGCUGUGCUCUGGGCUUAAUUUGGACGUGGAGACACCGACGCUCUUCAGCGGACCUAACGGGAGCUACUUCGGGUUUUCAGUGGAGUUUUAUCUCCCGGGUUCCUCAAGUGUAAGCGUUCUGAUUGGUGCUCCCAAAGCCAACACCAGCCAACCGAAUAUCACCGAGGGCGGAGCUGUGUACUACUGCCCCUGGGCCCGCAACCAAUCAGAUUGCAGGAUCAUAGAGUUCGACACCAAAGGGGACAGAACCACAGUCAUCAUCAACGCCACAGAACAGGCAGAGUUCAAAUCCAAUCAGUGGUUCGGAGCAACUGUGCGCUCCCAUAACGGCACUGUACUGGCCUGCGCCCCGCACUAUCACUGGAGGACCCAGAAGGACGAGGCUGGCUCCGACGCCACAGGGACCUGCUUCCUGUCAGUCGGUAACUUCACAGAGUUUGUGGAGUACGCGCCCUGCCGCUCGGAUCGGAAUGGUUCAGGGGGUCAGGGAUACUGCCAGGGCGGUUUCAGUGCUGAUUUCACCAAGAGGGGGAGGGUCGUCCUUGGCGGACCAGGAAGUUUCUUCUGGCAAGGUCAGCUGAUCUCUGCCACUCAGGAGGAGAUUGUCAAGUCGUAUUUCUCAGAGUACUUCAUCACGCAGGUGGGAGGGGAGAUCCAGACACGGCAGGCUCACGUGUCGUACGACGACAGCUACCUGGGUUACUCUGUGGCUGUGGGAGAGUUCACUGGAGAUGCAGAUGAAGAUUUUGUAGCCGGGGUGCCAAAGGGAGCUCUGAUAAAUGGUUAUGUGGCUGUACUGAAUGGAACUGACCUGAAAUCCAUAUUCAACUAUUCGGGAGAGCAGAUGGGCUCCUAUUUUGGCUACGCUGUGGCUGUGACUGAUGUCAAUAACGAUGGUCUGGAUGACCUCCUCGUGGGCGCCCCCAUGUUCAUGGUGAGGGGUUCAGACGGGAGGCUUGAGGAGGUGGGGCGCACAUACCUGUACCUGCAGACUGUCCCCCUGGAGCAGGACCCCUCCCCCCAGACACUGACAGGUUCUGAGGUGUUCGGCAGAUUCGGGAGCUCCAUCGCCCCCCUCGGAGACCUGGACCAGGACGGCUUCAACGACGUUGCAGUCAGCUGUCCGUUCGGCGGCGAGGAGCAGCAGGGUCGGGUCUACAUCUAUAACGGCGGGGCCAGGGGGCUCCGGGACACCCCAUCCCAGGUGCUGGUGGGGCAGUGGGCGUCCAGCAGCCUGCCAGCCAGCUUCGGCUAUGCCAUGCGUGGGGGCAAGGACCUCGACGGGAAUGGCUACCCAGAUCUCCUAGUCGGGGCGUUUGGAGUAGACAAGGCAGUUCUAUACAGGGCCCGCCCGAUCGUGAACGCCAGCGCCACGCUCUUCGUGUACCCCGCCAUGAUCAAUCCGGAGGAGAAGGCGUGCUCCAUCAACACCACCAAGAACGGGGUCAACACCAGCGUCCCCGUCUCCUGUGUCACCCUUGGUUUCUGUCUCCACGCGAAUGGGAAGCACCUUUCAGACCGCAUAGAUUUCAACGUGGAGCUGCAGCUGGACCGGCUGAAGCAGAAGGGAGCGGUGAAGCGGGCUCUCUUCCUGCAGUCCAGGCAGCCCAGCCUGCAGCAAACCAUCAGUGUGCAGAACGGGUUGGGAGAGAUCUGCAGGGAGAUGAAGAUCUACCUGAGGGAUGAGUCAGAGUUCAGGGACAAGCUCUCCUCCAUUUAUCUCUCCCUGAACUUCAGUCUGGACCCCCUCGCCCCCGCGGACCGGCACGGCCUGCAGCCCAUCCUCAACUACCAGACCCAGGACCUCAUCGAGCAGAAGGCUCAGAUCCAGCUCGACUGUGGGGAUGACAACAUCUGUGUCCCAGAUCUCAAGCUCACAGUCCACGGGGACAGGAAGGAAGUGCACCUCGGGGAUGACAACUCUCUGACGCUCACCUUCAACGCCUGCAACGAGGGAGAGGGCGGGGCCUAUGAGGCGGAGCUCUACGUGGUUCCGCCCCCAGAGGCCGACUACAGCGGGAUCGUGCGAAACAACGAGAGCUUGUCCCAGCUCGCCUGUAGCUACGAGACUGAGAACCAGACCCGAGUGGUGAUCUGUGACCUGGGGAACCCCAUGCGGUCCGGCACCAGCCUCUGGGGGGGUCUGCGUUUCACUGUGCCGCACCUGAAGGACUCCAAGAGGACCGUGCAGUUCGACUUCCAGAUCAGAAGUAAAAACGAGAUGAAUUCCCGCAGUGAAGUCGCUGCGUACAAGCUGGAAGUCGCAGUGUUGGCAGAGGUCAUCUUCCAGGGGGUGUCCAAGCCGGAGAACGUGGUCUUCCCGCUGGUUAACUGGAAGGCCAGCAAGCGUCCUGUGAUGGAGCAGGACAUCGGGCCGCUGGUCAGGCAUGUGUAUGAGAUGGUGAAUAACGGCCCCAGCUUGAUAAGCCAUGCCGUCCUGGAGCUGAACUGUCCAAUGAAGAUUCAGAGUCACCAGCUGAUGUACCCUGUGGAGGUCUUUACCCACGGACCCCUCAACUGCACCACCAACAACACCAUCAACCCCUUCCAGGUCAAGCUGAACCACUCUCCCACGGAGCAGACCCCCACCCUCACCCCCGGCCCCGAGCACUACAUCCAGAAACGGGACGCCCCGCGGGACGCUCUCUCUGAAAUGGACACGCUGAGCUGCUCCCAGGUGGACUGUCUGAAGCUGCGCUGUGAGGUGGGGCUGCUGGAGAGGGGCACCAGCGCGGUCCUGGAGGUGCGAUCCCGGAUCUGGGCAGAGACCUUCACUCAGAGGAAGUAUCGCCCCUACGUGCUGGAGUGCCAGGCUGCUUACAACGUCCUCAAAAUGCCCUACGAAAUCCUGCCCAGGACGUCCCCUAGUGGAGCAAUACAGGUGAGCACGUCGGUGGUUUGGACCAAACCAGACAACCCGUACGCCGUGCCUCUGUGGAUCAUUAUCCUGGCAGUCCUCGCAGGACUCCUGCUGCUGGCACUGCUCAUCUAUAUAUUAUACAAGCUUGGUUUCUUCAAACGCUCCUUACCCUACGGCACCGCCAUGGAAAAGGCCGAACUCAAGCCCCAGGCUGCGUCCGAGGCCUAAACAGCAGUAGGCCACUAAGACCAAAAAAAAAAAAAAAAAAAAAAAUUUAAAUGAAAAAAACAUUCGAGUGAAACACUGCAGCGAGGAGGGAGACCACUGGAACUCAAAGACUGCACUAAACACAGCAAAAAAAAAAAAAAAAAAAACCCAAAAUGAAUGUUUUUCAUUUCAUUUUACGAGGGUGGGCAGGAUGGGGAAUACAAGCAAACGAAUGCACGCGACUGGAUUGGAGAUCCGAGACUGAAAUGAAAAUGCAACCUGAUCUGUACAGCGUUGCGUUGCACUCCUCCAGUCAUGUGGAUGGUCAUGGGUGACCAUUGUUUAGUUGGCUUUUUAUGAACUGUUUCUGGCUGACCGUACCGACUGCAGUUUGUGUGCUUUUUUUUUUUUUUUUUAAUUUGUGUACAUUUUCUUUCAUUUGAUUUCAUCCAUAUAUAUUUUGUGUGUGUAUGUGAUUUAUUUGGUGCUAGAAUUGGGCUGCCUCCCUCAGUCACUCAAUUCAGGUAAGCCUGGGAAACUUGUCUCUGUAUAACUGUGUAGUGAGCAGCAGUACAGAAACUUGCAUUGCCAAGCAAAACGUAGGGAUCCCUUCCCACUCCUCCUCCAGCCCUGCUUUCCAUUAGCAUUUCCCCAGCGAACUCCCUCCCUCCCUGACAACGCAGUCUUCCUGCCUGGCCUCCAGCAGUCCUGGCCCUGCUCAGAAGUCGCUGAGUGUUGGGACUGGUGCAGAUUUUCCUGCCUUGCUGCAAUUCAGAGACGCUUGUAAAGCCCAGACUGUUCCAAUAGGGUACCCCUGUGCUGUUCCUGCACUGGCUGUUUUGUCUUGUUCUAAAGCCGUGUGGAUUGGACUGAGGAGAGAGAGAGAGAGAGAGGACGUGUGUGCCUGACGGAGAGCGAAGUGGGGGUCUCUGCUCUUUGUUACAGGACUCCUGGAAUGAACCACUCUGUUGGUUCUGCAGACUGGUGCUCAAAGUGCAAAAACAGGAGCCUGGAUUAAAUCAAAAUUACAGCGCUGCCAAAAUCAUCCUCGGAUUUAGAAUCGAUUUACCAAACCAGUAUCGGAUGAGAACAGAGUAGUGAUCACUGCAUUUGUUUAAUGCUAGCAGCACUGCAUAGUAUGGCAAACGUCAUCUACAGUGCCAUUAUAUAUAUAUAUAUAUAUAUAUAUAUAUAUAUAUAUAUAUAUAUAUAUAUAUAUAUAUAUAUAUAUAUAUAUAUAUAUAUAUAUAUAUAUAUAUAUAAACCUGGGGUAAGAAUAGAUAUCGCAGCGCCAUAAACUUUGAUUUAACAAAGGUCACCCUGGAGAGGUGAGGGGUGCGUUUUCACAAUCGCACCGAAAGUCCUGUCCGAACGCCACUGCUAGUAGCUGCAGCUUUUUCUUUUUUGUGUUUUUUUUGUGUUUUUUUUUUUUUUUUUUUUUUUUUUUUUCCUUUUAAUGAUUUUGGUAGGUUAGGUUUGAUAUUUAAUUUAAUCUGGGAAGUUUCCAGUACCUAGAUGUACUCGCGGUCGACUCAGAAGACGCUGCUGCUUUUAAAACUGGUCUUAAGAGAAGUAGGUAGCUUUUUGGGUUACUAGAUUAGAUUGCAGCUUUUUAGUUCUGUAGCCGGACGGUAGAGAAGCCGGGUUACUGGGGAAUCCCUGAACGGUGUUGUAAGUGCAAUAUAUUUUACGUCAGAGACGUCAUUCUAGCUUGGAGUGUGGAGGACUGACCCAGAGAUGGCUUUCAUUCCCGUCUUACAAUGUACAUUUGUAAAGAUGCCAGUCCAGCAACGUUGCCCAUCAUAAUCUCAUCAGAAAACACACGUCACAGUCUGGUGGAAGGAUUGACAAUCAAGGAGAAGUAACUCCUGAUCAUAUCAACACUAAAGUGCCAUGAUAACACUGCAGAACACAAGAACGUUCAUGAACGAGAGGAGGCUGUCCGGCCCAUCGGUGCUCGUGCGGUUUCCAAUAGCCGUUAGGUCUUAAAACUUUGUCGUCGCGCUCGGUAGCCCAUUGCGUACCCUCAAAGUCUUCUGUAUCCUGCAGAGCCCGGUGCUGCUCAAGCUGGAUGUUCAGAAGAGUCUAAUUCUGAGUCUGCAGGUCUCUGCAAUGAACUGAACUGGGUCGGUCCUCUCACGUUUUAUUUAGGCUUCCUUGGUUUUUCUUCCCCAAGCAAUUUCAAAAGUUGUAAAUAUGUAUUGGUAGAGAAGAAUAUUUGAAGUGUGCCUUUUGAAAAUUCAAUGAAAAAAUGAAUUUCCUCUCCCCAUAUUGGGUGACACAUAUAUAUUUUAUUUUGUUUUUCAUUUUUUGUUGUAUUUUACUGUUUUUUUUAACAAGCAAAUAAAAUUGAUUUUGUACAAAA